AUGUGUCUGCCCUGCUCUCUCUCUCGUCUCCCCCGCUCCCUCUCGUCUCCCUCGCAGUCUCUCUCGUCUCCCCCGCUCUCUCUCUCGUCUCCCCCGCGCUCUCUCUCGUCUCCCCUGCUCUCUCUCUCAUCUCCCCCGCUCUCUCUCUCGUCUCCCCCGCUCUCUCUCCUCUCCCCCGCUCUCUCUCAUCUCCCCCGCUCUCUCUCAUCUCCCCUGCCCUCUCUCUCGUCUCCCCCGCGCUCUCUCUCGUCUCCCCUGCUCUCUCUCUCAUCUCCCCCGCUCUCUCUCUCGUCUCCCCCGCUCUCUCUCUCGUCUCCCCCGCCCUCUCUCUCGUCUCCCCUGCUCUCUCUCCUCUCCCCUGCCCUCUCUCUCCUCUCCCCUGCUCUCUCUCCUCUCCCCUUCCCUCUCUCUCCUCUCCCCUGCUCUCUCUCCCCUCCCCUGCCCUCUCUCUCCUCUCCCCUGCCCUCUCUCUCCUCUCCCCUGCCCUCUCUCUCCUCUCCCCUGCCCUCUCUCUCCUCUCCCCUGCCCUCUCUCUCGUCUCCCCCGCGCUCUCUCUCGUCUCCCCCGCUCUCUCUCAUCUCCCCUGCCCUCUCUCUCGUCUCCCCCGCGCUCUCUCUCAUCUCCCCCCGCUCUCUCUCUCCUCUCCCCUGCCCUCUCUCUCGUCUCCCCUGCUCUCUCUCCUCUCCCCUGCUCUCUCUCCUCUCCCCUGCCCUCUCUCUCGUCUCCCCUGCUCUCUCUCCUCUCCCCUGCUCUCUCUCCUCUCCCCUGCCCUCUCUCUCGUCUCCCCUGCUCUCUCUCCUCUCCCCUGCUCUCUCUCCCCUCCCCUGCCCUCUCUCUCCUCUCCCCUGCCCUCUCUCUCCUCUCCCCUGCCCUCUCUCUCGUCUCCCCUGCCCUCUCUCUCUCUCCCCUGCCCUCUCUCUCCUCUCCCCUGCCCUCUCUCUCCUCUCCCCUGCCCUCUCUCUCGUCUCCCCCGCGCUCUCUCUCGUCUCCCCCGCUCUCUCUCAUCUCCCCUGCCCUCUCUCUCGUCUCCCCCGCGCUCUCUCUCAUCUCCCCCGCUCUCUCUCUCCUCUCCCCUGCCCUCUCUCUCGUCUCCCCUGCUCUCUCUCCUCUCCCCUGCCCUCUCUCUCGUCUCCCCUUCCCUCUCUCUCCUCUCCCCUGCUCUCUCUCCCCUCCCCUGCCCUCUCUCUCCUCUCCCCUGCCCUCUCUCUCCUCUCCCCUGCCCUCUCUCUCCUCUCCCCUGCCCUCUCUCUCCUCUCCCCUGCCCUCUCUCUCCUCUCCCCUGCCCUCUCUCUCGUCUCCCCCGCGCUCUCUCUCGUCUCCCCCGCUCUCUCUCAUCUCCCCUGCCCUCUCUCUCGUCUCCCCCGCGCUCUCUCUCAUCUCCCCCGCUCUCUCUCUCCUCUCCCCUGCCCUCUCUCUCGUCUCCCCUGCUCUCUCUCCUCUCCCCUGCUCUCUCUCCUCUCCCCUGCCCUCUCUCUCGUCUCCCCUGCUCUCUCUCCUCUCCCCUGCUCUCUCUCCUCUCCCCUGCUCUCUCUCCUCUCCCCUGCCCUCUCUCUCCUCUCCCCUGCCCUCUCUCUCCUCUCCCCUGCUCUCUCUCCUCUCCCCUGCCCUCUCUCUCCUCUCCCCUGCCCUCUCUCUCCUCUCCCCUGCCCUCUCUCUUCUCUCCCCUGCCCUCUCUCUCCUCUCCCCUGCCCUCUGCGGCUUGUUCUCCGCAAAUCUAACCUGUCUCCGAACCUCCCAAUGACAGCCCUGACCCUGAGAAACACUGUUCCCACUGACUCUGUGCAAAGUGUCUAA
Messenger RNA from Knipowitschia caucasica, 1794 nucleotides. Lineage: Eukaryota; Metazoa; Chordata; Actinopteri; Gobiiformes; Gobiidae. The record is from the annotation of a GenBank genome assembly.